AUGGACGGUGGCAUGGACGGUGGACGAAUGGACGACGAUGACGACGGGAUCGACCGUGGCCAUCCCGUGGGCGAACCCGCAGAGGGUGACGACGGAGCAGACACCGUCGGGGUUAUGUACAGCAAUAACAACUCGGAUGACUCGGUCUCGCUCCUCGGGAAUCCAGAAGAGUACGACGCUCGCGACAGUACUUACUCUGCGUCAUCCGAAAGCACAAAAUCGCACAGCGCUCUAAGCAUGACUUCUUCAAAUGUCUUCGAACUCGUAGAGAGGUUCAAUGGCCUUGAAUACAGCAAAUACAAUUCUCCAACCCACUGGUACUUCGAUGUCCGCCAUCUCGACUUGCAAUCCGGAUCUGGUCAUGUCGAAGAUGUUGAUCUCUUGUUUCUGUGGAAUACCAAUACCGAUUACGUCCAUAUCGAGGGACCGUUCAAAAUCGUCGACAUACCCACCACUGCCGAAGAAGCCGAAACAAUCGUUCGAAUGUUGCUGGUCGCCUUUUCGUCGCCAACUAGAAAUAUGAACCAAUGUUCCUACGUCACCUCGCGCACUCCUCUCGUGCUACCUACGACAUGGGAUACCAAGGAUCCCGGGCUGGCUUCCGCUAUCGAAAGUGAAUUGACCAGGCUCGGAGUGCGCCGGGAGCUUUGCGAGGUGUCUACAGGGACUCUGAGGAAGCUCGGGCUCUGGCGAAUCGACUCGUCCUCUAUUUCCCAACGGAAAUCGAAGCUCUGA
Mytilinidion resinicola is the source of this 735-nucleotide messenger RNA. RefSeq lists its product as uncharacterized. Lineage: Eukaryota; Fungi; Ascomycota; Dothideomycetes; Mytilinidiales; Mytilinidiaceae. Bases 1 to 735 code for a protein of 244 amino acids. The transcript has a single exon. The record is from RefSeq and is a predicted model, not a curated record.